Brassica napus (rape) is the source of this 2468-nucleotide messenger RNA. Its product is annotated as acidic leucine-rich nuclear phosphoprotein 32-related protein 1-like. The transcript has 4 exons. Bases 689 to 2188 code for a protein of 499 amino acids. Lineage: Eukaryota; Viridiplantae; Streptophyta; Magnoliopsida; Brassicales; Brassicaceae. The record is from RefSeq and is a predicted model, not a curated record.
AAAAUGCAGCCGCAGGAUAUUUUUUUAUGCUACGGAGAGAGAGUUCUAUUUUCUUUUACUGUUACAAUAACAUCGAAUGGUUAACAAAAAAAAAAAAAUAGCUCUGUGGGUUGCACAUGAACUAGCCACUGUAAACAAAUCCGCUGAACAUCUUAAGUACCAAUAUUUUCAUGGACCAUCCCUAACUGAACAAAGGACGUGAUGUCAAAAAAAAAAAAAAAAAAAACUAAACAAAGGACGUGUAUAUUCUUCAAAUGUUCAAUCUCACUGUUUUAACGUGUUCGACUUCAAGAUUCCAAUCACAAAAUCUCUAAAACAUAACAUAACCUAAGAAUCAAAUGCUGGGAUGGACCAGAAGGGCACAAAAAUUCUAGAAUAGACCUUUUUUUUUUUUUAAUUUUUUAAUGAAUUAAAAAUAAAUCAAGAUUAAAUAGAAAAUACCACAAAACCUAAAACUUCAAUAUAUUUACAUAUCCAACCAGUCACCUACCCACUUACAAUUAACCCGACCCGACCCGACCCGUGUUUUAGUAACCCUAAAUCCCUAAAUUCUUUGUCUUCGACAAAACCAAUGAAACCUACAGAGUAAAUCACGAUCUCCCUCUAUCUCCCAUUACUAAUCAAACUCGGCAACAAUCAUCUUGAAUCUGAUCUAUUUCUCCAAUUUCGUGUCACUCAUUGAAAAACUAUGUCUCCAAAGACUCGACUCGCCGAAAAAAAUAACAAAGAAGAUGCGCUGGAGAAGAAGAAGAACGAGUCAAUGGCGAAGAAGAAGAAAGUUGCGGCGGAGAAGAAGAAGAAGGACUCCGCGAGAAAGAAAAAAGAAACAUCAGUGAAAAGAAGGAGAGAGGCCGUGAAAAAAAAAAGAGAUGCGGCGAAGAAGAAGACUGAAACCGAGACCGCAAAGAAGAAGAGGAAGCGAAACAGUGUUGUCGACGGUGGGUCCUCGUUGAAUCCAACCAAGCGGGCUCGGAACACCGCAUCUCCACCGGAACAGAAACAUCAAGGCGAUCAUUCCCCAGCACCAUCAGCGGAAUUGCCUUCUCAGGCCGAUGUCGAAGGUACACCAGGCCCAACGCAUCCGAGUGAGCCACAAAAAUCACCUACUCAGGCACCUAGUGAGGCUGAGAAUCCACUGCAACCUCCAGUAACCUCACUUUCAAUCUCAGAAUCUGCCACAAAUUGUCCUUCACAUCGUGUAGACAAUCACGAUGAGGAGAUUGUAUCCAACAAUAGAGAUUCACACACACCCGAGGCUGCCAUUGACCAUACUGCGCAAAGAACGGAGUCUGAGGAUAUGGCGGUAAACCCCCUUGGACCAAAUGAGUUUUUCUUCAAACCGAAGGAUUAUCUGAAGCCUUGUAAGCUUCAAUCAAGAUGCCACCAAUACAAAUUCAUGACGAUCCUUGGGGGGUUAUAUGAAUCAGAAAAGAGGUGGUUUCUCGAACACCCACAGUUCAAGCACUUGUUCCACAUGGUUUGCACCUCAACUAGAAAGAUGAUGGGAUUGUGGAUGUUGCUACUCCGCACCAUUGUUACGCAUAAGAGUCGGCAAGCGUGGUUUUCUGUAAAUGGUGUUCCUAUUCGGUACUCGAUCAGGGAACACGGUCUCAUCUCAGGUUUAUACUGCCACCAGUAUCCUGAAAAUUAUCAGAGUGGCUUAAGCAUGAUGUUUGCGGAGAAACAGUUUAGGAAAAUGUUCAUGAAGAAGCUGAAGAAGCUGAAGAAUAAGAAGAAGAAACCAGAGGAAGAAGAACUAAAGGUGACAGUUCAGGAUGUGGAAGAGAAGCUUUCGCAGAUGAAGCUAGAUCGUACCAAUGACCGGCUGAAGGUGGCUAUUCUGUACUUUUUGGCCACAAUUAUAGAUGAGAAGUCCAAAUAUGGAGGCCCCAUCGAUCCUUUUCUUCUGCAAAUUGUUGAUGAUCUAGAGCUGUGUAAUAAAUUUCCAUGGGGACGUUUCACGUUUGAUCACUGCAUGAAAGAUAUCAAACAUGUGAAGGAUCAUUUUAGAAGAGGACUGCCCGAAAACCCGAAAUGGACAUUUCCUGGGUUCAUCAACCCUUUAGAGAUAUUGGCAUUUGAAUGCAUUCCUGUCCUGAAGGCAGAAUUUAGAGAACCUGUGCCAAACUACGACCCUAGUUGUCCAAGAAUGUGCAAGUGGAAGUUCACAUCAACUGGGACAACAUGAUAUGCACUGGAAGAACUUUAUAAGGCUCUUGGAAACACAAAGACAAUUUCUAGAAUUUUGCCACCAAUUGAACGUGAGCAACAAGUUAUCUACCAAACAAUGGACGAAGGAUGUUGGGAAGAUAUGGAACUUUUAGAUGAUGGGGAUGAUGAUGAUGCAAUUGUUGAUGUAUGGAACAAGUUCAUAGUUCAGGAAAGAGGGCAGAUAUUUUGGGAGGAUAUCUGCAAGGAAGAUAUUAAGUCUCGAAGUCUAGAGAUAGAACAGCUAGAAGGGGAUCAAC